AUGAAGUUCCUUAUAGUGUUUGCAUUUUUAAUCUUGGCUGCUUUAAAAAUUAUAGGGGCUUCAUUAAGCAAGGAGGACGCAAUAACAUUUGCAACAGGUUGUAAAGAUGUAGCUGGUGCAUCAGAUGCCGACCUUGAGGCCAUUGUUAAACAUCAACCUGUCGAGAGCAAAGAGGGCAAAUGUAUGCGUGCCUGUGUUCUAAAAAAAUUCGAAAUUAUGAGCGACGAGGGUAAAUUGCUUAAAGAUGCAGCCUUGGAAAUUUCAAAAUCUCUUAUAAAGAAUGAGGAGCAAAAAGAGCUAGUUGCUGGUAUAAUUGAUAUCUGUGACGAAUUAGAAGUUAGUGAUGAUCACUGCGAAGCUGCUGAAGAAUACGGUCGGUGUUGGAGAAGUGAAACUGAGUCUAAAGGCAUCACAUCAGCUGAAGAUUUACUUAAAUGA
This is a messenger RNA of Calliphora vicina (urban bluebottle blowfly), 438 nucleotides long. RefSeq names its product general odorant-binding protein 28a-like. Bases 1 to 438 code for a protein of 145 amino acids. The transcript is spliced from 5 exons. NCBI's taxonomy places the organism in Eukaryota, Metazoa, Arthropoda, Insecta, Diptera, Calliphoridae. The record is from RefSeq and is a predicted model, not a curated record. Gene Ontology annotation, molecular function: odorant binding.